AUGCUCGUUGACGAAAUGCCGCGUAGUUUUGUUAAGAAGAACAAUAGUUAUAGUCAUUAUCCGCUGAAAAAGCGGCCAGUGCAUGUCUUGUAUGAAGAGUCUUCUGAAUCUGUCAAAGAUGUAAUCAUUGAUGUGGUGACAGAUGACAUCCCAGAGCCAGAAAACCUGAGCACCAAACCAGAAGACUUGAGCAGAAUAUCUGAGAAAUAUCGUUCAACAAAAUCAAUAUCACGAUCUCCAUCACCAACGACGAUAAGUCAACAAUCAAGUUCUCCAGUUCGAUUGAUUCCAGUCCAACCGACACUACAUCAACAUUUAUACCCAUCAAAGCCAAUCACUCCACCAGGAACUUUAUCCAUCAUAUCCACACUCGUCGCCAGAACGUGCAUCAGUGUCAUCACCACCUCCACCUCCACCAGCUUUGACUUGUUCAACGAUUCAGCGACCAAUCGCCAGAUCUUUUUGGGCCAACUCAAGUCCAGAGCAUUGUACCUUAUCUCCAACGUCUUCACUAGGAUAUGGACCUCUCAGGUCACCACCUCCAGUCACCCCAGAAGAUUUAUCAUCACCCGGAAGUGA
Molecule: messenger RNA, 579 nt
Organism: Chilo suppressalis (striped riceborer)
Lineage: Eukaryota; Metazoa; Arthropoda; Insecta; Lepidoptera; Crambidae
Source: the annotation of a GenBank genome assembly